AGUUACCUUGCGACCAGCGUGCGGCUUGGACGUGUGUUCGUCGUGGUGUUCAAGCGUGUUAAGUUAGGCGCAAUCGUCCAGUGCAGUGUGUGUGCUUCUCUCUCUGUUUGCGUGUGAGUGUGUCGGCAAGUUUUAGUGGCGACGAAAAUGUUUGCAACGCAACAACAACUAAAGCUAUGGCAGACUUUAUGCCUGGCUACAUUCGUAUUUUGUGGAUUAGCACAUGCAAAAGGCGCACACAAGGUGCACUGCUCCGAGGAUCAGAUGCGCGUAGACAUUGGCCUGCCGGUGGAGGCUAGUGGCGACGCUGUCACUGCCGGUGAUCGUCCGCAGAUCUACUUGGAGGGUCUGAAGGGUUAUCCGGAUGUGCGCUGUCAGCCCGAAAUCAAUGGGGCUCUCGCCGUCUUUCGUCUAUCGCUUAGCGAUUUUUACGAGUGCGGCGUGACGCGAAUGGUCAACCAGCUAACGGGCAAAAAGGUGUAUUACCAUAAAGUCAUCAUCGAAUCGGCCAGCAGCAAGGAGAUUGUCAGCGUCAAAUGCAUUACGACGAGCGGUCCGGUUUAUAAUGUCAUGAUGAAUGGCACAAAUGCUGAACGCGAGCAGACGCGCGUCGUUCUCCAGGAGCAGCAGCAGCAACAACAACAUCAUGGCCUCGUCAGACGCGAUGUGUUGCCGGCGGGCUUCCAGGAACCUGAAGAUCUGGAGAUAACCACCUCGUUGACAAAACGGGCACCGGAGCCCCGUCUGUCAAUUGGCGUUAGCCAGGAUGGCCAGAAGUUUACCAGAGACUUAACCGUCAAGUCGGGCACACCGCUGACCAUGGAAAUCAACUUGGAUGAGGACUCGGCGCCGGUAUAUGGGUUGGGCGUCAAUUACUUGGAUGUUACAGACACGCACACCUCCUCCGAGACUCUAAUCUUCAAGGGCUGCACUGUAGAUCCGUAUCUGUUUGAGAACUUCAACACCAUCGAUGGCGAUAUACUGAGCGCCAAAUUCAAGGCCUUCAAGUUUCCCGACUCCUCUUAUGUCCAGUUCCGCGCCACAGUCAAUGUCUGUCUGGACAAAUGCCUCGGCACACAGUGCUCCAACAAUCAGGUCGGAUAUGGCAGACGUAAGCGUGAGAUUAGCGCCGCGAAUAAGGUCUAUGAAAUAUCGCUAGCCAUGUUCCUGCAAGUGAACGACAUUGAAGGCGUCAACAAGAAUGAGGUGCUGCAGCUUGAGGAGAAGCUGCGCGAACUGAAGCUAGCGAAUCAGCGUCUGGCGCGCAACAGUCGCGGCAAUUUUGCGGAGCUGAGCCGCAGCAUGGAGCAAACGCCCGCCAGCAGCGUUGUACCCGCCUUUGUGGUGGAUGAACGGGAGCUGGGACAACUGAGCUCGGGUGCAAUCAACCUGGUCCUCGGCAGCCUCUGGGCCGUGUUAAUUAGUGCGCUAUGUUGGCGCCUAAUGUAAAUAGUCGGAACGAAUUGGCAAUUGUAAAUCUAAAACGGAAGGCGGGCAGGAUGUUAAUCAAGUUGGAGCUGCGUGUGUGUAUGGCAAUAAAAAAAGAAAAUAACAAGAACAACAAAAAAAUAUGUACUACCUACUACUAAUACUUAUACUUAUGUAACUGCCAUUUAUAAAACGUAAUUACAUUUAAUUUUAAUGCGAGUAGUUUUCAGCUGCAGAUAGCUGCCCACAAUGCCAGCUCUAAUGACAAGGAACAAAACCACAACAACAACAAACACAGUGAUUCUUAUAAACAUUUCGAUAACAUGAUAAAUUGGUCUUAUGUAUAAGCACCUACUAGUCUUCUAAGUUUAACUACUAAGCUAAUUUAAUUAAUGACUAAAACUAAAUGAAUUAAUAAAAUUAAAACAAUCCAA
This is a messenger RNA of Drosophila grimshawi, 1862 nucleotides long. RefSeq lists its product as uncharacterized. The transcript has 8 exons. Lineage: Eukaryota; Metazoa; Arthropoda; Insecta; Diptera; Drosophilidae. Bases 148 to 1449 code for a protein of 433 amino acids. The record is from RefSeq and is a predicted model, not a curated record.